Acanthoscelides obtectus is the source of this 1721-nucleotide messenger RNA. NCBI's taxonomy places the organism in Eukaryota, Metazoa, Arthropoda, Insecta, Coleoptera, Chrysomelidae. The record is from the annotation of a GenBank genome assembly.
CUCACCUUGUAGAAAGAUCAUAAAAUGAUGAUUUACUAGAUAAAUACAUAUAGAUAAAGAUAACAGUUAUCUCUCACAUGGUCGGUGAAAACUAAAAUGUGUAUCUGACGAAACAUUUUUUCAUAAACAAUUGCUUGAUUCUAUGAUAAAUCGAUGGCAAACAUUCGAUAUGUGUGAUUGUAAAUAUGAUUUUCUAUCGACUGAGCUUUGCAAAAUCGCAUACAGUCUAGAGAUAAAUGUAUGUGGGUGUAGAUAAUCAUGGCUCGACUUAUCCGGAUUUUGUUUUUGGCAUGUGCCUGUUUGUUGGGUCAGGUAUAUUCGCUGAAUAGGAACAUCUCCUUUCCCAAAGAUGUUACAGUAUCACCGUUCACCUACAGGAUAAUAGGAGGCAGGGAAGCAGUGCCACAUUCCUAUCCUUUCAUGGCAGCCCUCAUGAUCACCACGAAAGAUUCAAACUUUUUCUGUGGAGGAUCCCUCAUCACUUCUCAGAUUGUCCUUACUGCUGCACACUGCCUGGACGGCAAUCCUGUUAAAAUUCAAGUGGCGCUUGGACGUCACGAUCUAGCAAAACGAGAGUCAAGUGGUCAGCUCUAUGAAACAAAAUCGUAUGCCAUUCAUCGCCAUUGGAGUAGACAAACGCUACAGCAUGACAUAGCAAUGAUAAAACUACCAAGGAGUGCAACUUUGAACCAAUACGUGAAGACAAUAAGCUUAGCUAGUAGCUUGACCAAAUUAUAUUCUGGACAUACCAUUGCCCUCGGAUGGGGACAAACAUCGGGUGGAGGAAAUUCAGCAACUACUAAGCUUAGGGUAGUGGAUGUGACGCUGAUGUCACUUCAGACAUGCCAGUACAUAUAUGGAGAUAAUGUAAUUACGAGAAGCCACAUUUGUACCAAGGGGCCAGACCUCAGCAUCAAAGGUACUUGCAACGGUGACAGUGGAGGACCUCUGGUACUGAAUGGGGUUCAAAUCGGAAUCGUAUCAUUCGGAUCUGCUGACUGCAUGGAACUGAGCCCUUCAGUCUACACUAACGUUGCCGUAUAUGAGACAUGGAUCAAACUGAUGUUGAAUCAUUCGGAUGCAUUUAGUGGAGCUCCAAAUCAAAAUAACAAGCUGUCCGUUUAUAUACUUUCAGGAGUGUUGAUUAUGUACACAAUAAUAUAAGAAAAUCUUACGGUAUUUUUCCAGGUCAAAUGAUUGUCUCUGUGUUAAUUGCCAAUAAAUUUUAUCAACGUUCGGGAUAUAUUUGCAAUUAUACUAUCGUCUCUUAUGUAUAUGUGUAUCUAAAUAUUAUAUAUGUAUAUAAUAUAUAUAUAUAUAUAUAUAUAUAUAUAUAUAUAUGUGAGCGGUAGUCAUUGCCAUUGCCAACGACCAGUUGGGCAAAAAAUACAAUUAAUUGUUAAUUGUGAAAUUAGGCUUUAGUAAACUCUUUUAAAAUCGCGAGCUUUCGGCAUUCUCUAUGGAGCCAUCUUCACGAGCUGAAAACACAAUUAUGAUGCUAGCAACUAAUACGGGAAGGAUUUAAAUUGUCAGACAACUUACUUGUCGUUGAGGUUGCAGCCAAAUAUAUAUAUAUAUAUAUAUAUUGAGAUUUAAACUUGAUGUCGUGUUAUAUUUUAGUUUUAUAGUACAAUAAGCAUAGAAUAUGCGACUGUGAUACCUCAUUAGCAAGGAUGUUGAAAGCAUAUUAUUUAUUUGAGUAAUAUAUAAAAUGAGAACCU